AUGAGAGAGACGGAGAGAGAGGAGGUCGCCGGCGGAGGAGCUCUCGCGGAGGUUGUAGGGAGUGGGUUGGGUGGCUGUCGUUUUUCUGAAAAACUCCACCAGUCACAGAAAUUAGAGUAUAUCUCAAGUCAAUCUUCUCAUAUAUUUGCCUCUUCUCUCAGACUCACACCAAAGCCUCCCAAACUAUCAACUCUGAUAUCAAUGGCUUCCGCCGCCAAAUCAACCACCACCACCACCAUAACAUCCCCAAUUUCUGUCACCGCCGAGUCUCUACACUCCAUCCUCUCUCACCAAACCCUAAUCAACCACUUCCAAUCUUCCCUUCCCGCCGUCUCAGCUUCUCUGCAAUCCCCAAUCCGCCAAAGCUACGACGUUUCGCCCUCCUCCUCUCUCCUCCUCAUGCCCUCCUGGUCCUCCUCCCCUUCUCUCCCCUACUUGGGCGUCAAGCUCGUCACCUACUUCCCCGGAAACUCCACCAUAAACUUACCCGGAGUGCACGCAAGUUAUGUGCUCUUCAGCUCCGCCACCGGCCAAACCCUCGCCACCGUGGACGGUACCACCCUCACCCUUUACAGAACCUCCUGCGUUUCAGGCUUAGCUUCUAGGAUUUUAUCCCGAAAUGACAGCGAAAUACUGGUUAUGAUCGGUGCGGGCGCUAUGGCGCCGCAUUUGAUCAGAGCUCAUUUAGCGGCACGGCCGAGCUUGAAGAGGGUGAUCAUAUGGAACCGGAACGCGGAGAAGGCGGAAAUUUUGGCUGAGAAAAUGAGAGAAUGUGCGGAGUUUAAUGGGGUUUGUUUUGAGAGCAAUGGGUGUUUGGAUGAGGCGGUUGGGAUGGGAGACAUUGUGAGCUGCGCCACCAAUUCGGAGGCGGCCCUUGUGAAGGGGGAGAAGCUGAAGGCGGGGGCACAUUUGGACUUGGUUGGAUCUUUCAAGCAUUCCAUGAAGGAAUGUGACGAUGAGGCGGUGAGGAGAGGGAGGGUUUUCGUGGACAAUGAGGCGGCGCUGGAGGAGGCGGGGGAGCUGGUGGGUGCUUUCGAGAGAGGGGUGAUGGAGAAGGCGGAUGUUUGCGGAAUGUUGGUGGAGUUGAUCAACGGCGAGAAGGUUGGGAGAACAAGUUGCAAGGAGAUUACUGUGUUCAAGUCUGUUGGUUCUGCAGUUGUGGAUAUUCUUGCAGCUCAGUUGGUGUAUGAAACCUACAUCCAGCAACAAAAUUAGUUGGAUCGAAUGGAGAUCGAACACAUUGUACAACGGUACAACCUCAACCGGGGUUUGCGCCCGUCGUAGUUUUCCGGUCUUUGUUCAUCAAUGUGUACGAGAACAUGAUCGCUGAAUAAAAUGCUUGCUUGUAGUUGUA
Messenger RNA from Pyrus x bretschneideri (Chinese white pear), 1354 nucleotides. RefSeq names its product protein SAR DEFICIENT 4. Gene Ontology annotation, cellular component: cytoplasm. The record is from RefSeq and is a predicted model, not a curated record. Lineage: Eukaryota; Viridiplantae; Streptophyta; Magnoliopsida; Rosales; Rosaceae.